AUGUCUGUGAUUCUUUGCACAGCAUUGGAAUCGGUCACUAACCUUGUCCAAGCGGGUUACGACCACACAAUCAGGUUCUGGGAGGCCCUCUCGGGCAUUUGUUCCCGUACGAUCCAGCACCCAGACUCCCAGGUCAAUCGCCUCUGCAUCUCUCCCGACAAGCGCUUCCUCGCCGCCGCAGGCCACCACACGGUCAAACUCUACGAUAUCAAGUCCACGAACCCGAACCCACUGCUUACCUUCGAGGGCCAUACUGGCAACAUCACCGGCGUCGCUUUCCACUGCGAGGGCAAGUGGAUGGUGACCAGCUCCGAGGAUGGCACCGUCAAGAUUUGGGAGACACGCAGUGGCCAGGUCCAGCGCUCCUACAACCACGGCUGUCCCGCCAACGACGUCGUGAUCCAUCCUAACCAGGGCGAAAUCAUCAGUUGCGAUCGCCAGGGCAGCGUCCGUGUCUGGGACCUUGCCGAGAACAACUGCUCCCACCAGCUGAUUCCCGAGGAGGACGUUUCGGUCUCAAGCGUCACGGUCGCCAGCGACGGCUCUCUGCUUUGCGCUGCGAAUAAUGGCGGCAACGUAUUCGUGUGGCAGCUGCUGCAGGCCUACGACCGAACCCAGCUCCUUCCAGUAACUCACUUCAAUGCGCACAAGGAGUACAUCACGCGCAUUCUCCUCUCGCCCGACGUCAAGAAGCUCGCAACUUGCAGCGCCGACCACACCGCCCGCAUCUGGGAGGUCAAGGACCUUGAGCCUGCCCCCGACCAGGAGCCUAAGCCGUUCCCGCUCGAGGCCACCCUCACGGGCCACCAGCGCUGGGUCUGGGACUGCGCGUUCAGCGCCGAUUCUGCCUAUUUGGUGACGGCCUGUUCCGACCACUAUGCCCGGCUGUGGGAGCUUCACAGCCAGCAGAUCAUUCGCCAGUACAAUGGUCACCACAGAGGCGCCGUCUGUGUCGCCCUCAACGACUACUCCGAGUCUGCUAGAUAA
Molecule: messenger RNA, 987 nt
Organism: Colletotrichum paranaense
Lineage: Eukaryota; Fungi; Ascomycota; Sordariomycetes; Glomerellales; Glomerellaceae
Product: rapamycin complex subunit LST8 target
Exons: 4
Coding region: 1-987 (328 amino acids)
Biological process (GO): regulation of actin cytoskeleton organization; TOR signaling
Cellular component (GO): TORC2 complex; TORC1 complex
Molecular function (GO): protein binding
Source: RefSeq, a predicted model, not a curated record